This is a messenger RNA of Arvicola amphibius (Eurasian water vole), 2459 nucleotides long. RefSeq names its product premelanosome protein (gene Pmel). The transcript is spliced from 11 exons. Gene Ontology annotation, cellular component: melanosome. NCBI's taxonomy places the organism in Eukaryota, Metazoa, Chordata, Mammalia, Rodentia, Cricetidae. Gene Ontology annotation, biological process: melanosome organization. Bases 429 to 2357 code for a protein of 642 amino acids. The record is from RefSeq and is a predicted model, not a curated record.
GUUUUUAUUGUAAAGGAUUUUUAGGCUAGAUAACAGAGUCAUUCUAGCUUAAUCCCGGCUCACUGUUUUAGUGAUUCGUGGUUCGUUGGUUGGUUUUGUUGAAUCAUUGCUGGAAAUAUACAGUCCCAGCCCCUUUGGACUGAUUUUGGAUAAAGCAGUUUCUGUCUUAAGGGAUUUGACUCAGUUCACGGCUUCGGUCUCUCUUGCUGAAUUGUGACUGAUGUCUGUGGAUUGUGGAUGUCCACCAGUCAACUGUUUCCAGAGUAAUGGUGUGUCUUGACGUAUGUGACCCCAGUAAAGCAGAAAACCUGCCAUGGACCUCCGGGGGCUGAAAUCAGGAGGAAGGGCUAUGCAAAUGAAGCGUCCCUUCCUAUAAAGGGUUCCUUCCCACCACCCUGGCACCUUUGGCUGCUGAAGGGAAGAACAGGAUGGAUGUGCUAAGGUGCUGCUUCCCUCUGUUGGUGCUGAGUGCUGUGCUGGCUGUGGGGGCCGUAGAAGGAUCCAGGAACCAGGACUGGCUUGGUGUCCCACGGCAACUUGGAACUAACACCUGGAACAGGGAGCUGUACCCCGAGUGGACAGAGGUGCAGCAGCCCGACUGCUGGAGAGGGGGCCAGGUGUCUCUGGAGGUCAGAAAUGAUGGGCCUACGCUGGUUGGUGCAAACACCUCCUUUUCCAUUGCCCUGCAGUUCCCUGAAAGUCAAAAGGUACUGCCAGACGGGCAGGUUAUCUGGGCCAACAACACCGUCCUCAAUGGGAGCCAGGUGUGGGGAGGACAGCCAGUGUAUCCACAGGAACCUGAUGAUGCCUGCAUCUUCCCUGAUGGCGGACCCUGCCCGUCUGGUCCUCAGCCUCCAAGAAGAAGCUUUGUCUAUGUUUGGAAGACCUGGGGACGAUACUGGCAAGUUCUGGGGGGCCCAGUGUCCAGGUUGAGCAUCGCAACAGGCCACGCGAGGCUAGGCACGCACACCAUGGAAGUGACUGUCUACCACCGACGGGGGGCCCAGAGCUAUGUGCCCCUUGCUCACGCCAGUUCCACCUUCACCAUUACUGACCAGGUCCCCUUCUCCGUGAGUGUGUCUCAGCUGCAGGCCUUGGACGGAGGAAACAAGCGCUUCCUGAGAAAUCAGCCUCUCGUCUUUGCCGUUCGGCUCCACGAUCCCAGUGGCUAUUUGGUUGAGGCUGACCUCUCCUACACCUGGGACUUUGGAGACAACACUGGGACCCUGAUCUCCCGGGCAGUUGAGGUCACUCACACUUACCUGGGGUCCGGCUCAGUCACUGCCCAGGUUGUACUGCAGGCUGCCAUUCCCCUUGUUUCCUGUGGUUCCUCCCCAGUCCCAGGUACCACAGAUGGCUACAUGCCAACUGCAGAGGUACCCGGAACCACGUCUAGGCAAGGGACCACUACAGAAGUUGGUACGACAGCUGGCCAGAUGCCAACUACAGAACCCUCUGGAACCACAGUUGUGCAAAUGCCAACCACAGAGGGUACAGCUACUACCUCUGAGCAGCCACUGACCUCAGCGGUCUUAGAUCCCACACUGGCAGUGAUGUCAACUACACAGGGUAUCGGUACCACAGCCACAAGGCCCUCUGGAGCCACGGUUGCACAAGUAACGACCACAAUGCUGGUAGAAACUACCAUUGAAGACUUACCCACUCCUGAACCUGAGGGUCCAGAUGCCAGCACAUUUCUGCCUACAGAAAGUUCUACAGGGCCCAUCACCCCUCUCCUGGAUGGCACAGACACCUUAAUGCUUGCGAAGAGACAAGUUCCCUUGGAUUGUGUUCUCUAUCGAUAUGGUUCUUUUUCUCUCACCCUGGACAUUGUCCAGGGUAUCGAAAAUGCUGAGAUCCUGCAGGCUGUGCCAUCAAAUAGAGGCGAUGCAUUUGAGCUGACUGUGUCCUGCCAAGGCGGGCUACCCAAGGAAGCCUGCGUGGACGUUUCAUUGCCAGGGUGCCAGCUCCCUGCCCAGAGGCUGUGCCAACCUGUGCCACCAAGCCCAGACUGCCAGCUGGUCCUACACCAAGUACUAAAAGGAGGCUCAGGGACUUACUGCCUCAAUGUGUCUUUGACUGAUGCCAAUAGCCUGGCAGUGGCCAGCACCCAAAUUGUUGUUCCUGGUCAAGAAGGUAGCCUUGGGCAGGCUCCCAUGCUUGUAGGUGUCUUACUGGUGUUGAUGGCUGUGGUCCUUGUGUCUCUGAUAUACCGGCACAGACUUAUGAAGCGGGGCUCAGUCCGUCCUGUUUCCCAACUGCCACAUGGUAGCACCCACUGGCUGCGCCUGCCCCCAGUCUUCCGCACCUCCCGCAUUGGUGAAAACAGUCCGCUCCUCAGCGGGCAGCAGGUCUGAGCACCCUCACCAUGUUGCGAGUUUCCUGGGGUUGACAGCAAUGCCUGCCGCAUUCCUGCAGUCUUCCCUUGGAGACUACCAAUACCUGAAAUAAAGUCUCAG